Messenger RNA from Lonchura striata (white-rumped munia), 5492 nucleotides. It is a transcript of the gene ITGA2, whose product is annotated as integrin subunit alpha 2. Gene Ontology annotation, cellular component: external side of plasma membrane; integrin complex. NCBI's taxonomy places the organism in Eukaryota, Metazoa, Chordata, Aves, Passeriformes, Estrildidae. The record is from RefSeq and is a predicted model, not a curated record. Gene Ontology annotation, biological process: cell-cell adhesion; cell-matrix adhesion; cell adhesion mediated by integrin. Gene Ontology annotation, molecular function: integrin binding.
AGCAGGUGGCGCUCAGUGUCGCCCUGGGAAGCGGCCAGCUCGGAGCGGCCUCGGCCCGACCUCGCAGCGCGCCGGACAUGGGCUCCGCGGGCACCGCGCUGCCGCCUCUGCUCCUCGCGCUCGGCAUUCUUCAUAACUGCUGUGAAGCCUACAAUGUUGGGCUCCUGGAAGCAAAAAUAUUUUCUGGUCCACCAAGAGAGCAGUUUGGAUAUGCAGUUCAACAGUUUAUAAAUGAACAAGGCAAAUGGCUGUUAGUUGGUUCACCCUGGAGUGGCUAUCCUGUGAACAGAACUGGAGAUAUAUAUGCAUGUCCUGUUGGUGUGUCCAAAAACACAUGUAAAAAAUUGAAUUUACAAGCUUUAAUAAAUAUUCCAAAUGUGACUGAAAUUAAAGACGACAUGAACCUUGGCUUGACUCUGAUACAGAACUCAAAAACUGGAGUAUUUUUGACUUGUGGUCCCUUGUGGGCACAGCAGUGUGGAAGACAGUACUACGCAACAGGAGUUUGUUCGGAAAUCAGCCCAAGUUUUGAGAUCCUAAGAAGCUUUUCUCCAGCUCUUCAAAAGUGUUCCUCUGUUAUAGAUGUUGUGGUGGUUUGUGAUGAGUCAAACAGCAUUUAUCCCUGGGAUGCAGUGCGGGCAUUUUUGAAAAAAUUUGUACAAGGCUUAGACAUAGGCCUUAACAAGACCCAGGUGGGUUUAAUUCAGUAUGCUAAUGAUCCUCGAGUAGUCUUCAACUUGAAUACAUACCAAACCAAGGAUGAAGUUGUUAAAGCAAUGGAGAGAACGUUUCAGAAGGGAGGAGAUCUCACUAAUACUUUCAAAGCCAUUGACAAUGCAAGACAGUAUGCCUUCUCAGCUGAGUCGGGAGGACGCCCGACUGCCACAAAAGUCAUGGUUGUUGUGACAGACGGUGAAUCACAUGAUGGCUCCAACUUGAAAACAGUGAUAGGUAAAUGCAAUGAAGACAAUAUAACCAGAUUUGGCAUUGCUGUUUUGGGAUACUUAAUAAGGCAUGAACUUGAUACUAAAAACUUAAUUAAAGAAAUCAAGGGAAUUGCUAGUCACCCAACAGAAAAGUAUUUCUUCAAUGUGUCGUCUGAGGCUGCACUGCUGGAAGAAGCAGGAACACUUGGAGAACGCAUUUUUAGUAUAGAAGGUACUGACCAAGGUGAUACCUUCCAAAUGGAAAUGUCACAGGUGGGCUUCAGUGCAUACUACUCACAAAAAAAGGAUGUUCUGCUGCUGGGUGCAGUUGGGGCCUAUGACUGGAGUGGAACAGUAGUUCAGGAGUCUUCAGACAGAGCCAUCACCUUUCCAAGCCAUGUGUUUGAGAAGAUUCUACAGGACAGAAAUCAUAGCUCAUAUCUAGGUUAUUCUGUUGCUGUUCUCUCAACUAUGAGCUCUGUCUAUUUUGUUGCUGGCGCACCAAGAUCCAACUACACUGGCAGAGUGGUGGUUUAUAAUGUUGACAGUGAUGGUAAUGUUGCAAUUGUGCAAUCACAGAGAGGAGAGCAGAUUGGCUCCUACUUUGGCAGUGUGGUGUGUUCAGUUGAUGUUGACAGGGAUUCUGUGACAGAUGUGCUGCUUGUGGGUGCACCAAUGUUUAUGAAUGACCUGAAGAAGGAAGAAGGGAGAGUAUAUAUGUUUUCCAUCACAAAGAGAAUCUUGGAUCAACAAGAACUCUUGGAAGGUCCACAGGGGUCAGAAAAUGCACGCUUUGGAUCAGCAAUCACAGCACUUGCAGACAUUGAUUUGGAUGGUUCUAAUGAUGUUGUAAUAGGUGCGCCACUGGAAAACCAAAACUCUGGAGCAAUUUAUAUUUAUAAUGGAUUUCAAAAGACUAUACGUACUAAAUAUUCUCAGAAAAUCUUAGGAUCGGAUUCUGCUUUUGGACAAAAGCUCCAAUUCUUUGGAAGAUCAGUAGAUGGCCAUAGAGACUUAGAUGAUGAUGGCAUUACUGACGUAUCAGUUGGUGCUGAUGGAAAUGUGGUUGUGCUAUGGUCAAGAAGCAUUGCAAAUGUGUCCAUAACUGCUUCAUUUAAACCUGAGAAAAUCAGUCUGCUGAACAAGAAUACGGAUAUAACUGUCAAAAUAUGUUUUCAGGCUUCAUUUAGACCUGCUAAGAAAAAUAAUCAAGUAGCUAUAAAGUACAAUGCAACAUUGGAUGCAGAUCUCCAGUCCUCCAGAGUGACUUCUAGAGGAUUUUUCAAAGAAAAUAAUGAAAGGUACAUGCAGAGGGAUCUUGUGGUGCAUCAUGAAGAGAAUUGUGUUCAUGAUGUCUUCAGUGUACAAGAGCCUUCGGAUGCAGUGAAUUCACUUAGCUUGCGCAUUGACAUUGGCCUUGCAAAUCCUGGCUCCAGCCCUGUCCUGGAUAUAUCUUCUCCAGCAUCUGUGGCCUAUACUAUUCCUUUUAUUAAAGACUGUGGUGAAGAUGAACUUUGUAUCUGUGAUCUUGUUCUGAAUGUUCAGCAGAAGGCAGAUGACAGCAAACAACAGUUUAUUGUCAGCAGCAAAAACAGAAGACUAACAUUCAAUGUGAAAUUGAGAAAUAAAAAGGAAAAUGCUUAUAACACCAGAAUCCAGGCUACAUUUUCAGACAACUUGUUUUUCGCUUCAUCUUCUUUACCGAGUGAUGGGACUGAAGUCUUGUGUCAAACAGGAACAGCACAAAGUACAGUCAUUUGCCAAAUAAGCUAUCCUGUUUUCAGAACAGGACAACAGGUAUCCUUUGAUAUCAGCUUUAAUUUUAACCUUAAAAAUCUUCAGAAUGUGGCAGUUCUAAGUUUUCAUACAUGGAGUGAAAGUAAGGAACAGCAAGACUCGGACAACCAGGUCACCUUAUCAAUUCCUUUGCGAUACGAUGCAGAAAUUCACUUCACAAGGCUUGCCAAUAUCAACUUUUAUGAAGUAUACUCUGAUCAUAACAUUCCUUCCACUGUGAAUAAUUUUGAAGAUAUUGGCCCCACAUUCAACUUCUCAGUUAAGGUAAUAACAGGAAAUAUUCCAGUAAAGAUGUCAUCAGUAACAAUCACUCUUCCCGAACUGACCAGCAAAGGCAACCCACUGAUGUACCUAACUGCAGUCACCAUAGAUGAGGCCAGAGGUGUUACUUGUGAUGCUCAGAUAAAUCCACUGCAAAUAGGGAAAAGACCUUAUUCUCCAUCUUUCAUGAAAGAGAACUUCAGAGCUUCCAAAGAACUGAACUGUAAGAACGUGAAGUGCAGUACCAUCACAUGCAAAUUGGAAGACAUUGCACUGAAGGGAGAGUACUUUGUGAACAUAUCCACCCAAAUCUGGAAUGGAACCUUUGCUGCCUUAAGUUUCCAGACAUUACAACUCUCUGCAGAAGCAAAAAUUGAUACAAAUAACCCUGAGUUAUUUAUCAUUGGAGAGAACACCCUAACUAUCCCAGUUACAAUAAUGAAGCCGGAUGAGAAAGCUGAGGUACCAGUAGGUGUUGUGAUUGGCAGCAUAUUGGCUGGACUCCUCUUGCUGUUGGUACUGGUUGCUGUUUUGUGGAAACUUGGCUUCUUCAAGAGACAGUACGAGAAAAUGACACAGGAUAUAGAAGAUGUCGAUGAAAUUGCAGAACUCACAAAGGACAAAGACUGAAGAUGAGUUAGAUGGACAAAGAGGAGAUCUGAGCCACCAGUAGUAGUUGUGAUCAGGCAGUUCUUCAGCUGGAGUGCCUUAAAGCUUAGUAACAUUUAAACAUUUUUAAUGAAAGUGUCUUUAUAGAUUAAAUAUUUUACAGAUUCUACUCUAUUGUAAGAGUAACUGCAGGACAGUUUGGUUUUUUCAAAAAUGAUUUAUAAUGCCUUUUCUUGUAAAUUUUUGCCUUUCAAACAAACUUAACCCUUAGAACUGGCAGGUCCGGAGUAUACAGUAACAUACUGUUCCAGCAGCCCUUCUCUUGAUCUACUGUAGAGUGAAACAAGAAUUUAUUUCAGAUUAUUGUGGAACAGCAUCAGUUUGUAAUUCAGUUGACAAGUACCACAUGUGUUAAAGGACAUUUUCUAUUAAGUUGAUGAUGAAUGUGUGGUAAACACUGCUUCCAGACUGGAAGAAGAAAAGUCAUUUUUUCAUUGACUAGCUCCAUCCUUAUUGUUUUAGUAAAAUAAUUUCCACCAGCAAACCUUUGCUUUAACUAAUUUAUAAACUGGGAACUGUGUAUGAAGAUGUCUGUCUGGUUGCUAUAGGACAACUGGCUAGGCAAAGUCUUCCAAAAGUUCACCACAUUUCUUGCACUAAGGUUACAACUAAAUUACUAAAGGAUAUUGUUUGGGGGAAGUAUUGCCAAAUGAUAUGUAUAACUGUCUUCUGCAUACUUUCUCCCUGAGAAGAAAAGAUGAAUUUCAUAAUCACUUAUGGCAUGUUUUCUGCAACAUUAACACUCAAUUUUCAUCCUGAGAAGAACUACCACUACUGUUAUGCUGGCCUUUAUACUCUUGGUCCCUCUGAUACCAGUUUUGCUUUUGACAUAAAUAGAAAAGACAGUCAAGAUCUUGCCUUUAAUUCUGUACUGAAAGAUUUUGCAAGACUAAGAGCAUAGAUUGAACUAAAGGGGAUAGCUGACUGAGGAAUUAUGCACGUUACAAAAGGGGAUAGUGAAGAUCUAAGCUCUGUAAAAUGUUUACUGCACUUCUUUAGCAUCUCGGUGCCCUCCAGGAGACCAAAGUUCAGUACAACCUCCUUACCUGUCACAUUUUUUUUGGUCCUACCUGUUCAUGUCUUGGUGAAGUUAACUUAUGUUUUAUACGGUGAAGUACUGUAGUGCUCUGUAAUGAGCUCUAAGAGCAACACUUGAGUGACUUUGUGUUGGUUACACACCUCAAGUUUAUCACAUGCUGUUACGCUGCCUGGUUAUAAUGAAAGCUCGGUCUAAUAACGGCCCAUGCUGUAAGACUGGCAACAGGGGAAUUGGCCUUUUGGCUGCCUUUCUCUCUCAUGCCUGGCAGUUACACUUACAAUUGAUUGGGAGAGAAGAUGUGUAUGGUUUUUGUAUGUAUGCUGCCAUGCCAGUGAGAUUGUUUCCAACUUGAGGUGAUUUACUUGAAGAGUAAAACAUGCAAAUGUGCCUGGUUGAGAACAUGAAUUCAUGGUGUCUUCCCCCCAAAACUGGAUUGUAAUUAUGCUUAGGCACUUUUCCAUUAUUUUCUGAGGGACUAGCCUUAAGCAUGUUUGAAAGUUUUACUCAGUCUUUUUUAAUAGCUAAUCAGUCAAAAGCCAACCAUCUCUUUGGCAAAUAACAGCUUCAUUUGCAGCAACAGCUGGAUUAUGCUCAGUGUAGUUUCAUAUGUGUUUUGAAUUUAUUUUGUAUCUAUGAAAUGUUAUGUUUUGAGACAUUUUGUUGUGGUUUUUCUAACGUUCUGAAAAACAAUUCAGAUUCUUAUAUCAAUUAUCAAACAAGAUUCUUGCCAUCAGCUGAGUCUGCAACCAAAACAAAUAUUUUAAAAGUGGAAAAAAAAAAUAGUAAUUGCAUAAAUCUAA